AUGGAAGCUUUGCUACAAUCGUGGGAUUUGAGUGAGUUAUACUCGACUUUUUGUGGUAAGUUGAUUUCACAUCAAGAGAGGAUUAAUCUAAAGGAUGAAUCACAACCAAAUACUUGCUGGCAACUGAUGCCUGUGACAAGUGAUUGCUCUAAAAUCAGUGAUAAGUUUAGUGAUAUAGACAUUGAUAGUUUACCUGUUGAUUUCGUUAAUACUAAUGUUGAACACCCUGUUGGAAAAGAACUCUUGCUUAUUUCAAACCAAAAAAAGAUUCAACUCGAGGCUUCGUGGAUAUCUACGCUGUGUGAAAUCAUUGUAUAUGAUUGUUUAAAAAAAAAUAUAACAUUAGUGAACGAAGACCAUGAAGAGUUAGCUUCAAAAAUUGUUGAGUUAUUUCCAGCUGAGUGUACACAAACUUUUUACGUUCCUCCAGUAAAGAAAAAAGAUUCUCUAAGUAAUAUGAGUCUGAUUUCAAAGGGAAAAUUAGUUGACAAAUACCGCAAUACAUUAGUAAUUAUAAGAAAUAUAAAAAAAUUUUCGGAGUGUUUUAAUAAUACUGGUGAGAGUGAAAGCAUCUCUUUGAAUACUGGUGACAAUUCAGCACUGGAAAGCAAGCAAUGGUUGAUGCAUCAUAGAGAAGAAUUAGAUGUUUUGCUGCAUUGGAAAUCAUCCUUCGAACUGCGGAGAUCUGAAGUGGACUCUAAUAAAUAUUCAAGUGUAACUGACAUAUUUAAUGACUGGCCUAUUCUAAAAGAAUCGAUAUGCUCUGUAUUGAUUAAUACGGAUUAUGAUAAUGUUUACAAAAAUAAAGUCAUUAACGUAAACGAAAGUUGGGGAAAUAUUUUUCAUCUUCUCAAAAAUAUUUCAGUGGACAAAAUUGCUAAAGAUUAUCUUCCAAAGCUCAGGUUGCUUGAUAUGAGUGAAAAAAAUGUUUCUCCGUUAAGCAAGUACAUUAUACAACUCGAAAUAUUUAUUCAUUUACUUUCUGCUGUGAAACCGCGUAGAAAGGGUAAAAACUCAAAAAAGGAGACGCACACUCGAAACAACAACCAAGAAGAUGCUCUCAGUGCUGCUAUAGAAAGCGUUUAUAUGCACGUUAAAGUUCCUGGGGAUGUUGACACUGCUUGUGAAAAAAAGAUUUGUCAAAAGGCAAAAACCAAGUCUACAAUCCAACCAUUUUUAAUCGUAGUUGGACCAAAUGAAUUGGAUUUGCAAAAAGUAUACGUUCAAGUCGAUAAUUUUAGAUUUGAAACUUCAACGUUUAUUGAAGGAUUUGACUUGUUGUUUAAAUUUUAUUUAAUGUUUAAAAUUGCAUACCCAGUCGAAAGCCAAAAUUUUUGUAAAUUUUAUAGUAAUACAACCGUUACGGAAAAACUGGCUCAAGAGACUAUUCAAGAAUUUCAAAAAUUGAUGUCAGAAAUUUCGGUUACAACAUUAAAAAAAUUAAAAGAGCGUAUACCUAUUGAAUAUCACGAUUUCAUGGAAGACUGUUUUAAAUUAGAUGUUUUUGAAAACUUUGACUCAAAAUGGAGAUGCAUGCAGCAGUUAAAAAACUCCGAGUUUUAUUUUGCUCCACGUCAAUUUAAAAUAGGUGAAAUUGGUGAUGAUAAAAAUAUAAAUAACAGUAUUAAGUGGACAAAAAAAGCGUGCUAUGGUCAAAUAAUUUCAUUACGUGCAGUGUUAAAAAAAUUUUUAGAACUACCGAAUGUUUUUAAAACUAUUAUGAAUUUUAUGCAAACUGAAUCUGCAAGGAUUGAAAGUCAAGGUGAUAUUUAUUCUAGUUUAUUUCAAGGAACACUGUGGAAAAAUAUUUCUGGAGCAUUUCAAGAAAAAAUUGUUAUACCUCUAUAUCUUUAUUACGAUGAUUUCGAAAUUGACAACCCUCUCUCAACAUCAGCAGGAAUUUAUAAGGUUGGAGGAUUAUACUGCUCUAUCGCUGCGUUACCACCUCAAUUUGCGUCAACUACAGCUAAUGUUUUUUUACCCCAAUUAAUACAUAAUUCCGAUUAUAAAGAAUUCGGUGCUGAAAGAUGCUUUGCUGAGAUAAAAGAUGAAUUAAAUUAUUUAACACAAUUUGGCAUAACAAUUAGUAUUAACGGAGAAAGUCAUCGCAUUUAUUUUGUAUUGAUUGGAAUUUUGGGUGACAAUUUAGCUGUGAAUAGUCUAUUUGGUUUCAAUGAGAGUUUCAUCAGUGAAUACUAUUGUCGGUUCUGUAAAAUGCCUAAAGUUGAAGCGCAGAAAGUGGUUCAAGAAAAUGAAACACUGCUCCGUAAUAAAACUAAUUAUGAAUCAGACUUAUCAAAUCGUAGCCACGGUGUUAAGAAUAAAUGUGUUUUUAAUGAAAUAAAUUUUUUUCAUAACACUUGUAACUGGACGAUUGACAUAAUGCAUGAUUUGUAUUUAGGUAUAUGCAGGUAUGACAUGGGCAAAAUAAUAAAACAUUGUAUUCUAAAUAAAUAUUUUACUCUGAAUCAACUUAACAAUCGACUGAAAUUUUUUGACCAUUGCGAAGUAGAUAGUGGUAAUAAAAUUUCUACAAUUAGUGAUACUCAUAUUCAAAAUGAGCAUUUGAUACUUACCGUGGCUGAAAUGUCAUGUCUCAUAGCCUAUUUUGGAAUAAUAGUCGGGGAUCUGGUACCACCUGAUGAUCCAGCGUGGUUGCUAUACACUUAUUUAUUCGAUAUAAUAAGCAUAGUAACAAGUACAAUUAUUUCAGAUAAUGAAAUUAUUUAUCUAAGAGAAUUAAUCAGGCUGCAUCAUCAAUUAUAUUUACAAACGUUUCAGGGGCAUUUGACAGCUAAAUUCCACUUAUUAGUACAUUAUCCAACGAUUAUAAAAAUUUUUGGCCCACCGAAAUUUUACUCGUGUUCAAGGUUUGAGGCUUUUCAUAAAAUAUCGAAAGCGAUACGCUCACGUUGUAAACUGCCGUAUUAA
Cotesia congregata is the source of this 2931-nucleotide messenger RNA. The record is from the annotation of a GenBank genome assembly. Lineage: Eukaryota; Metazoa; Arthropoda; Insecta; Hymenoptera; Braconidae.